GCCAGGUACCGCGGGGUGGAGGAGACGCCACGGUACGCCUCAAGCGCGCGUGUCAGCAGAGGCCGCGUCGCCGCGGCGGAAGGGCCCGGACCUCUCUAGUUCUAGCCCUGCCGCGGUAGCUUUCCGGAAAGGCGGAGGGUCUGGCGGGGUGACUGGGCUGGCGAAGGGCCGUGGCGCCUGCCGGGUCCGUCUCCCACCCCCGGGGUCCCCGCUCGCCUCUGGCUGCCACCUCGUUCUCCCACCUCACCUGGCCAGCGUCCGCCUGUGCCUCCCGACCCUGCAAGAUGCUGGAGUCCUAUGUAACGCCAAUUUUAAUGAGCUACGUGAAUCGCUAUAUCAAGAACUUAAAGCCUUCGGACCUCCAGCUUUCUCUGUGGGGUGGAGACGUGGUUCUCAGCAAACUCGAGUUAAAGUUAGAUGUCCUGGAACAGGAACUGAAAUUACCAUUUACCUUUUUAAGUGGACACAUUCAUGAAUUGAGGAUUCAUGUACCAUGGACAAAACUGGGUUCAGAGCCAGUGGUAAUUACCAUCAAUACAAUGGAAUGCAUUUUAAAACUAAAAGAUGGAAUACAGGAUGACCAUGAAAGCUGUGGUUCUAAUUCCACUAACCGUAGUACUUCAGAGAACACAAAAUCAUCAAUAAAACCUCGAAAAGUUCAACAGUCUGCUCCUACAGAUCCUGAUUUGCCACCAGGGUAUGUACAGAGUCUGAUUAGACGAGUUGUAAAUAAUGUAAACAUUGUUAUAAAUAAUCUCAUACUAAAGUAUGUUGAAGAUGAUAUUGUUCUUUCAGUCAACAUUACUUCUGCAGAAUGUUAUACAGUGGGUGAAUUAUGGGAUCGUGCUUUCAUGGAUAUUUCUGCAACUGAUCUGGUGCUGAGAAAGGUUAUCAAUUUUUCUGAUUGUACAGUUUGUCUUGAUAAACGAAAUGCCAGUGGUAAAAUAGAAUUUUACCAGGAUCCUUUAUUAUAUAAAUGUUCCUUCAGAACUCGCCUGCAUUUCACAUAUGAUAACCUAAAUUCCAAGAUGCCAUCUAUUAUUAAAAUUCAUACUUUAGUAGAGAGUUUAAAACUUUCUAUCACAGAUCAACAGCUGCCUAUGUUUAUCCGUAUAAUGCAGCUUGGGAUUGCUCUUUACUAUGGAGAAAUAGGCAAUUUUAGGGAUUGUGAAACGGAGGACCCUACCUGUCACAGUAAAGACAUGUUAGGAAACAUUACAGGUGCUGAAGAUGAAACAAGAAUAGAUAUGCAGUAUCCUGCUCAGUACAAAGGCCAAGAGUUGUAUUCACAACUAGAUGACGAGCAGCCACAGGGAUGGGUAUCGUGGGCUUGGUCAUUUGUUCCUGCAAUUGUGAGUUAUGAUGAUGGCGAGGAAGACUACCUGGGGCACGAUUCUACACCAACCAUGCAUCAACAGAAAGUACAAACUCUGAAGGAUCCCAUUGUUUCUGUAGGAUUUUACUGUACAAAGGCAACUGUGACUUUCAAACUCACUGAAAUGCAAGCUGAAAGUAGCUAUUACAGUCCCCAAAAGGUAAAAUCUAAAGAAGUAUUGUGUUGGGAACAAGAAGGAACUACAAUUGAGGCUCUUAUGAUGGGAGAGCCUUUCUUUGACUGCCAGAUUGGGUUUGUAGGUUGCAGAGCCAUGUGUCUGAAAGGAAUUAUGGGGGUUAAAGAUUUUGAAGAAAAUAUGAACAGAAGUGAAACUGAAGCAUGUUUCUUCAUUUGUGGUGAAAAUCUGAGUACAAAAGGUUUGACAUACCUUACAAAUUCAUUAUUUGAUUAUCGAAGCCCAGAAAAUAAUGGUACCCGUGCAGAAUUUAUCUUGGAUGCAACUCAUCAUAAGGAGACUUACACUGAGAUUGCUGGAAUGCAAAGAUUUGGAGCUUUUUAUAUGGAUUACCUCUAUACAAUGGAAAACACUAGUGUCAAAGAAAUUAAAGAUGAAAAUCAAACUAUUCUGAAUCCUGAAGAAGUAGCUUCUCUGGAGGAAUAUAUUCCUACUCGACAUACAAGUGUUACUUUCCUUAAAUGUACCUGCACGAUUUUUAUGGCUGAGUUUAACUUGCUAGAUCAUUUGCUUCCUGUCAUUAUGGGAGAAAAGAACUCAAGUAACUUCAUGAAUACUACAAACUUCCAGUCAUUUCGGCCUUUGCCAUCCAUUCAGAUACUGGUGGAUAAAGUUAAUAUGGAACAUUCUGUCCCGAUGUAUGCAGAACAGUUAGUGCACAUGGUCAGCAGCCUGCCUCAAGCUUCUGAUAAUCUGCUUCAUUACUGCUAUGCACACUGCUACCUUAAGAUAUUUGGUUUCCAGGCAGGACUGACAUCUUUGGAUUAUAAUGGUUCUUACUGCUUACCCGUCCAAAUCAUUCCCUCCUUCAGCACUGCUCUUUAUGGUAAACACCUGAAACUCCCCACUUGCUGGACCAAACAAUCUCAGAUUGUCAUUACUGAAGGUAUAUUUGAACUUCCAAAUCUUACAAUUCAAGGUACAAGAGCCCAGACACUUAUGCUGCAGGCAAUCUAUCAAAGUUGGUCUCAUAUUGGAAAUGUGAACUCUUUAGCAGUGAGUGAAGCUUUGAUGAAUGAAGUCUUCCAAACUACAAGUGUGAAAUCUAAGAAUCCCCUGCCAACUCUUGAGGGCUCAAUCCAGAAUCUUGAAUUGAAGUACUGCAGCACAUCAUUGGUCAAAUGUGCCUCUGGGACCAUGGGAUCAAUAAAAAUUUGUGCCAAAGCCCCAGGCGACAGUGGAAAAGAGAAGUUGGUUCCUUUGCUUCAAGGUCCCUCUGACACUAAAGACCUUCAUAGUACCAAGUGGCUCAAUGAGACUAGAAAGCCAGAAUCUCUUUUAGCUCCAGAUUUGGUAGCCUUCACUAUCCAAGUUCCACAACAUAUGGACUACUGCCACAGUUCUGGUGCUGUACUUCUUUGUAGUAUUCAAGGACUAGCAGUUAAUCUUGACCCAAUAUUACAUACAUGGCUUAUCUACCAGCCUCAGAAACGAACAAGUAGACACAUGCAACAGCAGUCUGUGGUAACUGUCCCACUUGUUAUGCCAGUUAACAGAAGGAAAGAGGAUGAAUUAUCUGUUGGUAGUGCACCUUUAGCAAAGCAACAGUCAUAUCAGGCCUCUGAAUAUGCCAGCAGCCCUGUGAAAACAAAAACAUUAACAGAAUCCCGACCAUUGUCAGUUCCUGUAAAAGCCAUGUUGACUAUAUCUGAAGGCUGUAGAAGUCCUGAAGAAAGAAUGAAAGAAUUCAUUGGAAUGGUAUGGAAUGCAGUGAAGAGUCUCACACUACAGCUUGAAUUACAAUCUUGUUGUGUGUUCAUUCCAAAUGAUAGUCUGCCUUCCCCAAGUACAAUUGUAUCUGGUGACAUUCCUGGAACAGUAAGAAGUUGGUACCAUGGCCAGUGCAGCAUGCCAGGAACACUUAUCCUCUGUCUACCUCAAAUAAAAGUUAUUAGUGCUGGUCACAAAUAUAUGGAACCUCUGCAGGAAAUCCCUUUUGUUAUCCCACGGCCCAUCCUUGAAGAAGGUGAUGCUUUUCCUUGGACCAUCAACUUACAUCACUUCAGCAUAUAUACCCUUCUUGGAAAACAAGUAACACUUUGUCUUGUGGAACCUAUGGGUUGUACCUCUACUCUAGCUGUAACAUCUCAGAAACUACUUCCUACAGGACCUGAUGUGAGACAUUCAUUUGUUGUCUGUCUCCAUGUUGACCUAGAAUCACUGGAGAUAAAAUGUUCAAAUCCCCAGGUCCAACUCUUUUAUGAACUAGCUGAUACCAUGAAUAAGGUCUGGAAUAAGAUUCAGAAGAGAAGCAACCUCAGUCCAUCUUCAGUCUACCCAGAGACAGUGGCAGGCCCUGUUCCUAGUUCUCCAGUUCGAAGCAGUGUAGGUACAGCUCCUCCAGAUACUAGCACAUGCAGCCCAUCUGGAGACAUUGGAACUACUACUGAGGGUGAUUCUAUCCAAGCAGGCGAUGAUUCACCAUUCUCAGAUUCUGUUACCUUGGAACAAACUACUAGUAACAUUGGUGGAUCCAGUGGUCGUGUUAGUCUCUGGAUGCAGUGGGUGCUCCCUAAAAUUACUAUAAAGCUCUUUGCUCCAGACCCUGAAAAGAAAAACACAGAGGUUUGUAUGGUCAGUGAGCUAGAAGAUCUCAGUGCUUCCAUAGAUGUGCAGGAUGUAUAUACCAAAGUGAAAUGUAAAAUAGAGAGUUUCAAUAUUGAUCACUAUAGAAGCAGGCCAGGGGAAGGUUGGCAGUCAGGACAUUUUGAAGGAGUAUUUCUGCAGUGCAAAGAAAAACCUGUGACAACUACAAAACUUCUAGAUGGCACUCAUCAGCAGCAUGGAUUUCUAUCUUUGACAUAUACAAAAGCCGUAACAAAAAAUGUCCGCCAUAAAUUAAUAUCAAGAAAUGAGCGAAGAAGUUUUCAUAAGUUCUCUGAAGGUUUGACAGAUGGUUCUCCUCAUUUUCUUCAUGAAAUUCUUCUUUCAGCACAAGCCUUUGAUAUUGUCCUUUGUUUUCCUUUACUAAAUGCCAUUGCAAGUAUAUUUCAAGCCAAACUACCAAGGACCCAAAAAGAGAAAAGAAAAUCUUCUGGUCAGCCUAUGAGGACUCAUACAUUGACUUCACAUAAUUUACCUUUGAUUUAUAUAAACACAAGUGUAAUCAGAAUUUUUUUCCCCAAAACAGAAGAAAUACAGUCAACUGUUGGAGUUACUCCGGCAGCAUUCGAAGACACCAUGGUUUUGAAGAUAGGCUCUGUUGCUAUGGCUCCUCAAGCUGACAAUCCUCUUGGAAGGUCUGUCCUCAGAAAAGAUAUUUACCAGAGAGCUUUGAACUUAGGAAUUCUUCGAGAUCCUGGGUCAGAAAUUGAAGAUAGACAAUACCAAAUAGACCUGCAGUCCAUCAAUAUUGGUACUGCUCAAUGGGAUCAGCUAAAACCAGAAAAAAAAAGUGCCACAGGGGGUGUGUUAACAGAGAAUGAAAGGAAUUCUCAAAAUCCAGCCCUUGAAUGGAAUAUGGCCAGCAGUAUACGGCGACAUCAAGAAAGGAGAGCUAUUUUGACCCCCAUUUUGACAGACUUCUCUGUUCGAAUUACUGCAGCACCUGCCAUUAUUUUCACCAAAAUCAGUUCUCCAGAAAAUCUACAUAUUGAGGAGAUUUUAGUGUGUGGCCAUUCCUUGGAAGUAAAUAUAACCACAAAUCUGGACUUCUUCCUAAGUGUGGCUCAAGUUCAACUCUUACAUCAGUUAAUGGUAGCAAAUAUGACUGGAUUAGAACCAUCAAACAAGGCCACAGAGAUGUCUAAACAAGAACAGAAAGAACUGGAUGCAUUUGAUGGUGGCAUAGCUGAAACCUGGUCUCGGUAUAGUGGUGCCCAGGACAGUGGAAUUGGCAGUGACAGCGUUAAAAUCAGAAUAGUGCAGAUAGAGCCACACAGUGGUGCCAGUCAGCACCGCAUUGCUCGUCCCUCACGCCAGUCGUCAAUUGUAAAAAAUCUAAAUUUUAUUCCCUUUGACAUAUUUAUUACUGCAAGUAGAAUCUCACUAAUGACAUAUUCCUGUAAAGCCUUACCCAAAUUGAAAUCACAAGAACAGAAAGAAGGUGAAAAAACAGGCAAGAGUUCAUUGAAUUUCCCAGAAGUUGAUUCAGAUGCUGCUAAGCCUGAUCAGGCAUGUAUUUCCACUGUGACAGCAGAAGAUCUCUUAAGCAGUAACACUCCUUUCCCUUCUGGGAAGAAAAUAGGGGUUCUUUCUCUUGAAAGUCUCCGUGCAUCUACAAGGUCAUCUGCUAGACAAGCUCUUGGCAUAACAAUUGUUCGGCAGCCUGGUCGACGAGGAAAUGGUGACUUGGAGCUAGAACCGUUUCUGUACUUUAUUGUGUCCCAGCCUUCCUUGCUUCUGAGUUGUCACCACAGAAAACAGCGAGUGGAAAUAUCCAUUUUUGAUGCUGUGCUUAAAGGGGUAGCUUCUGAUUAUAAAUGUACAGAUCCUGGGAAGACUCUGCCUGAAGCCCUUGAUUACAGUACUGUGUGGUUGCAGACAGUACCUGGAGAAAUAGACAGCAAAAGUGGUAUUCCACCUUCCCUUGUAACUCUACAAAUUAAAGACUUCCUUAAUGGUCCAGCUGACAUCAACUUGGAUAUAUCAAAGCCUUUGAAAGCAAACCUAAGUUUUACCAAAUUGGAUCAGAUAAAUCAGUUUUUGAAGAAGAUAAGAAAUGCACACAGCUUUGCACCUAGUGAAGAAACCUCAAUUGUGUCAGAUACUACAUUGAACAAAGAGGAGCAUCCAGUAUCCAAAUGUUACCGUGGAAAAUUGUCUACACCUAAAAUUCAUGGUUAUGGAAUAGAGAAGAUUUCAUUUCAAGAAAACAUGUGGAAUACUAUUUCCUGCUUUCAAAAAAUUUCUGUCCACACUACUCAGAUUGUGGUCUCUAUGGAAACUGUCCCCCAUGCUGAUAAACCAUGUCUGUUAGCAUCCCUAUCCAACCUCAGUGGAAGCCUUAAUGUCAGAGCAGCGCAAAAAGCGCCUGGUGUAAUUCUUGGAGUGUCAUUUCUACUCGACAUAAAUGAUUUUCUCCUUAAAACAAGUCUCAGAGAAAGAAGUCGGAGUCUGAUAGGACCAUUUUGUGCAACUUCCAGUCUGGAGGCCAAAUGGUGUAAACACAGUAGCAAUCCAGGCCCAGAACAAUCCAUACCAAAAAUAUCCAUCGAUUUAAGAGGUGGUCUGCUCCAGGUCUUUUGGGGUCAAGAACAUUUGAAUUGUUUAGUUCUUCUACAUGAAUUGUUCAGUGGAUAUCUUAAUGAGGAGGGAAACUUUGAAGUACAAGUUUGUGAACCAGCAUCUCAAAUGCCAUCUUCUGUGGAAAAAAAUCAGAACUUUAAAAGUGAGCAAAGUUCAGACGACCUACGAACAGGUCUCUUCCAGUAUAUACAAGAUGCUGAACCUCUGAAGCUGCCUGGUGUCUAUGAAGUCUUGUUUUAUAAUGAAACAGAAGAUAGCCCAGGGAUGAUGUUAUGGAGAUAUCCAGAACCUCGAGUGCUUACCCUGGUAAGAAUAACUCCUGUGCCCUUCAACACCACAGAGGAUCCAGAUAUCAGCACAGCAGACCUAGGUGAUGUGCUACAGGUUCCUUGUAGUUUGGAAUACUGGGAUGAACUUCAGAAGGUUUUUGUUGCGUAUCGAGAAUUUAGUCUAUCUGAAAGCAAAGUUUGUGAUCUGCAGUUGCCAGAUAUCAAUCUUGUAAAUGAUCAGAAGAAACUGGUAUCCUCUGAUCUUUGGCGAAUUGUCUUGAACAAUAAUCAAAAUGGAGCUGAUGAUCAAAGCUCUGCAAGUGAAUCUGGUUCUCAAAGCACUUGUGAUCAACUUGUUACUCCAACAGCCCUGGCCGCCUGUACUAGAGUUGACUCCUGUUCCUCCCCAUGGUUUGUCCCAUCUCUUUGCAUGUCCUUUCAGUUCACGCACAUGGAGUUCCACCUUUGCCAUCACCUUGAUCAACUAGGCACAGCUUCACCACAGUUUCUAAAGCCAUUUAUUUCUGAUAAAAAUGUGCCAUCUGAACUAGAAUAUAUGAUCAUUUCCUUCAGAGAACCACAGAUGUAUCUUCGACAGUGGAGUAGUAGUUCUGUCUGCCAGGAAAUCCGGUUCUCAGCUCAAGUGGAUUGUAAGCUUCUAGAGUGUAGAAAUGUCACACUGCAAAGUGUGGUGAAACCUUUCAGCGUCUUUGGACAAAUUGAGCUUUCCAGUGAUGCAGUGAAUAAGAUGCUUGAUUGUACCAUGACAGUGGACUCGGUGUUUGUAAACUUUGGACAGCACGUAGUUCAUUCUCUAAAUACUGCUCUACAGGCUUGGCAACAGAACAAAUGCCCUGAGGUAGAGGAGUUGGUCUUCAGCCACUUUGUGAUCUGUAAUGACACACAGGAGACACUGCGGUUUGGCCAGGUGGAUAGUGAUGAAAAUAUUCUGCUGGCAAGUCUCCAUAGUCACCAGUACAGCUGGCGCUCUCACAAAUCCCCACAGCUGUUACACAUCUGUAUUGAAGGUUGGGGCAAUUGGCGUUGGUCUGAGCCCUUCAGUGUGGACCAUGCUGGGACAUUCAUUAGAACAAUUCAGUACAAGGGCCGAACUGCUUCCCUCAUCAUCAAGGUUCAACAACUCAGUGGAGUACAAAAGCAGAUUAUCAUCUGUGGAAGACAGAUCAUCUGUAGUUAUUUGUCGCAAAGCAUAGAACUGAAAGUCGUUCAGCAUUACAUUGGUCAAGAUGGUCAAGCUGUAGUUCGAGAACAUUUUGACUGCCUCACCGCAAAACAGAAAUUACCUUCAUACAUAUUAGAAAACAAUGAAUUGACAGAGUUGUGUGUUAAAGCCAAAGGAGAUGAAGAUUGGUCAAGAGAUGUGUGCCUGGAUCCCAAAGCUUCUGAGGACAGCAUUGUCAUUCAGGUGCCAGCUUCAGACAGUUCUAUUAUUUAUGUCUGGUGCACAGUUUUGACUUUGGAACCCAACUCUCAAGUGCAACAACGAAUGAUUGUGUUCAGCCCUCUUUUUAUCAUGAGGAGUCAUCUUCCAGAUCCCAUUAUCAUACAUUUGGAGAAAAGGAGUCUGGGAUUGAGUGAAACACAGAUUAUUCCAGGAAAAGGACAGGAAAAACCACUGCAGAACAUAGAACCUGACCUUGUACAUCACCUAACAUUUCAAGCAAGGGAAGAAUAUGAUCCUUCAGAUUGUGCUGUUCCCAUUUCAACAGCACUUAUUAGGCAAAUAGCCACUAAAAUCCACCCUGGAGGCACAGUUAAUCAAAUCCUUGAUGAUUUCUAUGGGCCCGAAAAGUUCCUUGUCCCCACAUGGCCCUAUAACAAGAAGGAUUCUGACAGGAAUGAACAGCUGAGUCAGUGGGAUAGCCCAAUGCGAGUGAAGCUGUCAAUCUGGAAGCCAUAUGUUAGAACAUUGUUGAUAGAACUUCUACCCUGGGCCCUGCUUAUCAAUCAGUCCAAGUGGGACCUCUGGCUAUUUGAAGGCGAGAAGAUUGUUCUGCAGGUUCCUGCUGGCAAAAUUAUUAUCCCUCCUAAUUUUCAGGAGGCUUUUCAAAUUGGAAUAUAUUGGGCAAAUACAAACACUGUCCACAAGUCAGUAGCAAUUAAAUUGGUUCAUAACCUGACAUCUCCAAAGUGGAAAGAUGGAGGCAAUGGUGAAGUUGUGAUAUUGGAUGAAGAAGCAUUUGUUGAUGCAGAAAUAAGACUUGGUGCUUUCCCAGGACAUCAGAAGUUGUGUCAGUUCUGUAUUUCCUCCAUGAUACAGCAAGGUAUACAAAUUAUUCAGAUUGAAGACAAGACUACAAUCAUCAAUAAUACACCAUAUCAAAUAUUUUAUAAACCACAGUUAUCUGUCUCUAAUCCCCAUUCUGGAAAGGAGUAUUUUCAUGUUCCAGACAGUGCUACUUUCAGUAUUUGCCCGGGUGAGGAGCAGUCUGCUAUGAAAUGCAGCUCUCUUCCUUGUUGGGAUUUCAUGCCUGACAUUGGGUCAUCAGUGUGGGAUGUAUCCCUUCUUCAGAAACAGAUCUUGCUGGGCUUUUGCCCUACAGCAGAUGCUGACAGCUCGCAGUGCUGGAGCCUACCAGCUAUAGUUAAACAAGAGUUUCCCAGACAAAGCGUGGCAGUGCCCUUUGGGAACUUAAGGGAAAAUGGAUUCUGUUCCAGGGCUAUAGCACUGACAUACCAAGAACACUUUGGAGUGACUUACUUAACCCUCUCAGAAGACCCCAGUCCUCGAGUAAUUUUUCACAACAGAUGUCCAGUAACAUUGCUUAUAAAGGAAAAUAUUAAAGAUACUCCAAAGUUUGAAGUUUAUUGCAGAAAAAUUCCUUUUGAGAGUUCAAUGCAUCAUGAGCUAUAUCAUCAUAUUUCCAGUUAUCCAGAUUGUAGGACCAAAGAUUUACUUCCUAGUCUUCGUUUGAGAGUAGAAUUGCUGGAAGAAAUAACAACUGAAUGGAGUGACGCCAUUGAUAUCAACAGUCAGGGAACACAGGUUGUAUUCCUCACUGGUUUUGGCUAUGUGUACGUGGACAUUGUGCAUCAGUGUGGCACAAUCUUCAUCACUAUGGUCCCUGAAGGAAAAGCAGGAUUUAUUUUAACCAAUAGCAACAGAACUCUGGAAAAGAUGAUUACCUUUAAAAUGUUUGUCACUCAGUUGAGCCUGGCAAUAUCUGAUGACCUCACUCACCCCAGAGCAUCGUCUGAACUUCUGAGGCUCACACUAGACAAUGUUUUUCUCCACGUGGCCCCUGUAGCCACUGCCCUCUCUGGGGAAGAGCCUGUGGCCACUCUCUUCCAGCUUUACUCUGUGGAAGUCUUCUGUGGGGACCUGCAGCUGGACAACCAGCUUUACAACAAGUCCAAUUUCCACUUCGCUGUUUUGGUCUGCCAAGGAGAGAAAACAGAACCUAUUCAGUGCUCCAAAAUGCAGAGUCUCCUUGUCUCCAGCAGGGAUUUGGAAGAAUACAAGGAGAAUUGCUUCAUCAAACUUCACAUCACAGUAACUGAUGGCAGUAGCUUUCUGCUUGAUGUCCAUGAGUUCAGUUUCGAACUGAAGCCUGCCCGGUUAUAUGUGGAGGACACAUUUGUGUACUACGUUAAAACUUUGUUUGAGACUUACCUUCCUCACAGCAGACUGGCUAGCCAUGCCACACAGCUCUCUGGGGAUAGACAAGUGCUGCCUCCACAGGUGAGACAGCAUGCCAGGGCCUUAGUGAACCCGGUGAAGCUACGGAAGCUGGUCAUCCAGCCCGUGAACCUGCUUGUCAGCAUCCACGCUUCCCUCAAGCUGUACAUAGCCUCCGACCACACUCCUCUCUCCUUCUCAGUGUUUGAAAGAGGACCCAUCUUCACCACCGCAAGACAGCUGGUCCACGCCCUGGCCAUGCACUACGCUGCUGGGGCUCUGUUCAGAGCAGGCUGGGUGGUGGGGUCUCUGGAAAUCCUUGGCAGCCCGGCAAGCUUGGUGAGAAGCAUAGGAAAUGGGAUCUCGGACUUCUUCAGGCUUCCCUAUGAGGGGCUGACUCGAGGCCCAGGAGCCUUUGUGAGCGGAGUUUCCAGAGGGACAACAUCAUUUGUGAAGCACAUUUCUAAAGGUACCCUGACCUCCAUCACCAACCUGGCCACCAGCCUGGCCCGAAACAUGGACCGGCUCUCACUGGAUGAGGAGCACUUCCACCGGCAGGAAGAGUGGCGGCGACAGCUCCCAGAGAGUCUGGGCGAGGGGUUGCGACAGGGCCUCUCCCGGCUGGGAAUCAGCCUACUUGGUGCAAUUGCUGGUAUAGUUGAUCAGCCAAUGCAGAACUUCCAGAAAACAUCAGAGGCCCAGGCUUCAGCAGGGCACAAGGCCAAGGGUGUCAUCUCAGGUGUGGGGAAAGGAAUAAUGGGAGUGUUCACAAAACCCAUCGGGGGAGCUGCCGAGCUUGUUUCACAGACUGGCUAUGGUAUUUUACAUGGAGCUGGACUUUCUCAACUUCCCAAACAGCGCUAUCAGCCAAGUGACCUGCAUGCUGACAAGGCUCCAAACAGCCAUGUCAAAUACGUCUGGAAAAUGCUUCAGUCUCUGGGCAGACCAGAACUCCACAUGGCCCUGGAUGUUGUUCUGGUGAGGGGCUCCGGCCAGGAGCAUGAAGGGUGCUUGCUGCUGACAACAGAAGUGCUCUUUGUGGUGAGCAUCAGCGAGGACACACAGCAGCAGGCCUUUCCCGUCACCGAGAUAGACUGUGCCCAGGACAGUAAGCAAAGCAACAUCCUCACCGUGCAACUCAAGCAAACAAGAGUGGCCUGUGAUAUGGAGGUGGAUGGAGUUCGAGAGAGACUGUCAGAACAACAGUACAACAGACUUGUGGACUAUAUUGCAAAGUCAUCUUGUCACAUGGCCCCCAGCUGCUCUUCCAUUCAAGUACCAUGCCCUGUAACCGCUGUGGAACCACCCCCGUCCACUGUUAAAACAUACAACUAUCUGGCUGACCCACAUUUUGCUCAGGUCUUUAUUAGUAAAUUUACCAUGGUGAAAAAUAAAGCCCUGAGGAAAGGAUUCCCCUAAAUCUGUUAUAAGGAGUUACUUACUGCGUUUUUAGACAAGAACCCCAGAGCUAGUUGCAAUUCAACACGGACAUGGGGCCAACACUUUUCUAGUUGCAAGUAUACCAAUUUUCUAGACAUUUCUGAAAUUUUCUCCCUAAAACAAGAUGGAUUUUUAAAAAUCCAUUUUUCAACAAAAUCCUAAACAUGUUCUAUUUCUACUGCACAUAGAAAACAUUCCUUUUUUUGCUCCAGAGUGCCACUUGCAAAUUUCCAAUAUGUGGAUCUAUUAUUAUUCAGCUCUACAGCAAAAUGUGAUUCAGAUUUAGAAUGCAUCUGUUCUGGAACAGGGAUGAUAUCACUACUUAUCCUGUAUCUGCCAAGGUUCAGAUUCUGGAAAUGAAAUGCUUAGGACUUAGUUCAACUUCUUGGAUUUGUCGAAAUUUGCAAUGCAGUUCUUUGAGUGAUAGCUGCCUUGUAUAUUGCCUUCACGGUCUGCAUUUUACUGAACUUAACUCUUAACUGUCCAGGUAAUUUUAUAAAGUCUUAGUAGACAAGCUAAAUAGUACAUUUUUUUCUAUGAAAAGACAUGAAGUGCUCAGGUAAUCUCAGGAAUUAAGAACCCCAAUGAUAAUAUCAGUUCAGAUAGUUUUCUUGGACAAACUGACUUGACAAAGCAAUGAACAAGUCUGGCAAAUAUUAUUUGGCAUCUACAAAUGGGUUUAACUCAAAGAUCUGAGGUCACUGGAUCUUAAAAUGCUUGGUAAAUAUCUCAUGGUCCAAUUAAUUUAAACAUGCCCACUGACUGCAUUCACAUUUGGCCCUACAACUUUUUGCUAUCAAUUGUCAGGGUAAAAAUGCUAUUAUGAAAGCUCUCUGAUUUAACUCAGAGGUUAUUGGCAUGUCACCAUUAUAUUAUAAUGUGGUUAGUGGAAAAACAGGCUAACGGACAUUCAAGCUGAAUAUGAAAAAUGGCUUUGAUUUAGGAAAGUGACUUUUGGUCAACCUCAAGGAUAUUUUUAAGGAUGUGAAUAUGUACUAACUCUUGUAUGUGUACGUUUUAUGUAUUUUGCAUACUCUCAAGUAUUAUAAAAUUAUUUAAAAUAAAAUGUCCUGGAUUACUAUGUAAA
Molecule: messenger RNA, 13194 nt
Organism: Dipodomys ordii (Ord's kangaroo rat)
Lineage: Eukaryota; Metazoa; Chordata; Mammalia; Rodentia; Heteromyidae
Gene: Vps13b
Product: vacuolar protein sorting 13 homolog B (yeast)
Exons: 61
Coding region: 285-12086 (3933 amino acids)
Source: RefSeq, a predicted model, not a curated record